AUGCAGAGGUCGGCCGUCCCCUUGGACGCCGCGCCCUCCGGCUGGGCCUGUGGAUUCGUCGGUGCUUUGUCCAGAUCCAGGCGCUCCAUCAGGAGGUGGAGCAAAGACAAGUCCAGCUCCAGUCUGUCCCAGAACGAGUACCUCACCAGUCCGACCCGGAAGAACGAGUCCCUCACCAGUCCGACCCGGAAGAACGAGUCCCUCACCAGUCCGACCCGGAAGAACGAGUCCCUCACCAGUCCGAAACUGGAAGAACGAUGCUUAGUUCAACUCGGCCUGAGACUCGGCCUGAGACUCGGACUGAGACUCGGCCUGAGACUCGGCGUGAGACUCGGCCUGAGACUCGGCGUGAGACUCUGCCUGAGACUCUGCCUGAGACUCGGCCUGAGACUCGGCCUGAGACUCGGCCUGAGACUCGGCGUGAGACUCUGCCUGAGACUCUGCCUGAGACUCGGACUGAGACUCGGCCUGAGACUCGGACUGAGACUCGGCCUGAGACUCGGCCUGAGACUCGGCCUGAGACUCUGUGCCAAACCCCAGGCCAAACCCCGGGCCAAACCUCAGGCCAAACCCCGGAACAAACCCCGGGCCAAACCUCAGAACAAACCCCGGGCCAAACCCCGGGCCAAACCCCGGGCCAAACCUCAGGCCAAACCCCAGGCCAAACCCCAGCGCAAACCUGGGCUAAACCCCGGGCUAAACCCCGGGCUAAACCCGGGGCCAAAUCCCAGGCCAAACCCCAACACAAAAGGGUCAUCUUCAUCCCAUUCUGCUUUGUGCAGCUCCAGUCCGUCCCAGAACGAGUACCCCACCAGUCAGCCCCGGAGGAACGAGUACCCCACCAGUCAGCCCCGGAGGAACGAGUACCCCACCAGUCAGCCCCGGAGGAACGAGUACCCCACCAGUCAGCCCCGGAGGAACGAGUACCCCACCAGUCCGACCCGGAGGAACGAGUACCCCACCAGUCAGCCCCGGAGGAACGAGUACCCCACCAGUCAGCCCCGGAGGAACGAGUACCCCACCAGUCAGCCCCGGAGGAACGAGUACCCCACCAGUCCGACUCGGGGAGAGGCGUACUUCACUGACAGAAAAAAGAGAAGCUGUGGUCGCUGUGAAGACCUGACUCAGGAACAUGCAGAGAGGUCUGUGCCUCUCUCCCCCAUGUCCUCCCUCCCCCAUGUCCUCUCUCCCCCAUGUCCUCCCUCCCCCAUGUCCUCUCUCCCCCAUAUCCUCCCUCCCCCAUGUCCUCUCUCCCCCAUGUCCUCCCUCCCCCAUGUCCUCCCUCCCCCAUGUCCUCCCUCCCCCAUGUCCUCUCUCCCCCAUAUCCUCCCUCCCCCAUGUCCUCUCUCCCCCAUAUCCUCCCUCCCCCAUGUCCUCCCUCCCCCAUGUCCUCCCUCCCCCAUGUCCUCUCUCCCCCAUAUCCUCCCUCCCCCAUGUCCUCCCUCCCCCAUGUCCUCCCUCCCCCAUGUCCUCCCUCCCCCAUGUCCUCUCUCCCCCAUAUCCUCCCUCCCCCAUGUCCUCCCUCCCCCAUGUCCUCCCUCCCCCAUGUCCUCCCUCCCCCAUGUCCUCCCUCCCCCAUGUCCUCUCUCCCCCAUAUCCUCCCUCCCCCAUGUCCUCCCUCCCCCAUGUCCUCCCUCCCCCAUGUCCUCUCUCCCCCAUAUCCUCCCUCCCCCAUGUCCUCCCUCCCCCAUGUCCUCCCUCCCCCAUGUCCUCUCUCCCCCAUAUCCUCCCUCCCCCAUGUCCUCCCUCCCCCAUGUCCUCCCUCCCCCAUGUCCUCCCUCCCCCAUGUCCUCUCUCCCCCAUAUCCUCCCUCCCCCAUGUCCUCCCUCCCCCAUAUCCUCCCUCCCCCAUGUCCUCCCUCCCCCAUGUCCUCCCUCCCCCAUGUCCUCUCUCCCCCAUAUCCUCCCUCCCCCAUGUCCUCCCUCCCCCAUGUUCUCCCCAUAUCCUCCCUCCCCCAUGAUCAAAGUCCUGAGAUUUGAUCUGAAACAAAAAGAGGCAGAACUGAAGCAGAGCAGAGAGAGGAGUGUGUUGUCCGUCUGCCGGCGCUGUGAGGACCAGGCCCAGGAGCACAAGCAGACAGUACGAGAGAUGGACACUUUCUACAGAAGCAAACUGAGUGAGGCCAGAUCUGCUCUGGAGCAGAAGGACGAGCAGUUCAGGUCCUUCAAAGACCGAGUGGCAGAGAAUGUUCUUCUCUCGUCAACAACAGAAAACACUGAGAACAUGAACAGUCCAGUGAACCGGAGCCGCCUCACAGAGAUGUACCAGCAGCUGAGAGUGUGUGUGUGGCCUCACAUCAACUGGACACAGCCCGAGCCCCGGGCCAGGGACCUGGUCCAGGAGGUGUUCUCUAGAGCCCAUGAGAACAUGACCAAAUCCUUGAGCACAGUGUGUGCAGGAAGCACCUCCUCACCACAGGUGGACACAUUCAGGCGCAGGGCUCUGGAGAACCUGCAGAUGGUGCUGCUGCACAGCAGUAAACAGCAGGUGUGUGUGAAGGCCUUCCCCUCUCUCUCUGGACCAGAACUGGACUUGGCCUCAGAGUGUUACUGGUUGGGUUGUCUGAUGGCUCUGCACUCUCCUCCUCUGCAUCCAGACUGGGACAGAGGGCCUGGACUGGUCUUCCCACGGGACAUCAGGGACUGA
Knipowitschia caucasica is the source of this 2646-nucleotide messenger RNA. NCBI's taxonomy places the organism in Eukaryota, Metazoa, Chordata, Actinopteri, Gobiiformes, Gobiidae. The record is from the annotation of a GenBank genome assembly.